This is a messenger RNA of Salvelinus fontinalis (brook trout), 7441 nucleotides long. RefSeq names its product dynein light chain roadblock-type 2. NCBI's taxonomy places the organism in Eukaryota, Metazoa, Chordata, Actinopteri, Salmoniformes, Salmonidae. The record is from RefSeq and is a predicted model, not a curated record. Bases 115 to 405 code for a protein of 96 amino acids. Gene Ontology annotation, biological process: microtubule-based movement. Gene Ontology annotation, cellular component: centrosome; cytoplasm; cytoplasmic dynein complex. The transcript is spliced from 4 exons. Gene Ontology annotation, molecular function: dynein intermediate chain binding.
AACAUAACCACUGAAUAGAACGCGACGGUAGUGUAGAAGGAAUAUCUUUGGAAGCUGUUUGCUAGACUACAACAACAUUGAUUUGACAGCUAACGUUAUUCAGCACCUGCAAAUAUGGCAGAAGUCGAAGAGACACUAAAGAGAAUUCAAACUCACAAAGGUGUAAUUGGAACAAUAGUUGUUAAUGCCGAGGGUAUCCCAAUCAGAACUACCUUAGACAACUCCACCACGGUGCAGUAUGCUGGUCUUCUGCACCAGCUCACUAUGAAAGCCAGGAGCACAGUCCGAGACCUCGACCCUCAGAACGACCUGACCUUCCUCCGCAUCCGCUCCAAGAAGCAUGAGAUCAUGGUGGCACCUGACAAGGAGUAUCUAUUGAUAGUCAUCCAGAACCCCAGUGAAUAGCCCCAGGAGGUUCCUGUGAGAGUCAGGCAGUAGCUCCUCACACACUGAUCUUUGUAUCUGUUAAGAAUAUAUGUUUUGCUAAACUGGACCACAUAUUUUGCUUUGUGCAUUUUCUAAUUUUUCCACUGUAAUAUGUUUCUUUAUUCUAUUCAUUCUCCUUCUUAGCCAUUGUCAUUAAUACUUUUUGGGGGGAAGAAACAAGGACGUCAUAACAAUUGGAGCAUUGUGUAUGUCCUAUUUUCCUAUGUCCCGUGUCCACCCCUGUAUGUUGAUAUGAAUAUAGUCUAUGUAAGGAGGGUAGAUUAACUCAGAAUAAAGUAAUUCAGAUUCAAUGUAGAAGAACUGAGGAAGGUCAAUGUGUCAGAGCUGUAGUGUAUGGUCAGAGUAACCACUGAGCAGCAGUAUCAGACAUGUUUCAUUUUCAUUCAACUGUUUGUUCUAAAAGAGCUUCCUGGGGCCUGAUUGAGUUAACAAACUGUCCAAAAUGGUUUGAAAUAAGUAUUUUUGGGGGAAUUAUAGAAUUAACGAAGUAUCAUUAACAACCCAUGUACAAAUGUAGCUUUCUUAAUCAGAAAAUCAAAGUCAUGUGUGGCUGUUUUAUCAAAGUUGGCUGGCUAAUUUAAUAAUUCUGCUUUCCAGAAUACCCCACUCUGGUAUAAAUCUAUGGUGUGGACUCAAAUCAAUUACCAGAUCAGGCCAGCAAAGGGCAUGUGGGCUGUCACAGCACAUUCUCAGUUUUGUGAUUUUACAUUUUAGCAGACAUUCUUAUCCAGAGCAACUUACAGUAUUGAGUGCAAAAAUGUAUACUUGUUUUUUACACUUUCAAAACAGAUGUUCAGAAUUGAGCCUGUAUGUGGGUGUGAUAAUAUAAAGAGAAUGAGGGAAAUGUUACUAGUGACCAUAGCAAGUACAUAUCCACCACAGCCACUACUUCUGGAGGUGGGAAUGUGGUCUACAUGUGCCUCUCCUCGGGUUCCAGGUAUUGGCUCACUUUUAUUAGGCUAGAACAAACUUUGUUGUUUUACUUUACAAUGUGUCCCUAAUAGAUAGCCUAAUUAUUUACAUGGUAGUUAAAUAGGAUAUGAUGGUCAUCAGUUACACAAGUACAGUGUAUUACACUGUUGUUGAAAAGCACUUAAAGGGAUAGUUCACUCAUGACAAAAUUAUAUUGGUUUCCUUACCCUGUAAGCAGUCUAUGGACAAGGUAUGACAGCAAUCAAUGCUUUGGUUUAGGUAAAGGGGAUACCUAGUCAGUUACACAACUGAAUGCAUUCAACCGAGGUGUUUCUUAACCCAACCUCUCAGAGAGGUGCGGAGGGCUGCCUUAAUUGACGUCAUUGGUGCCCGGGGAGCAGUUGUUCGGGGUAAUUGCCUUACUCAAGGGCAGAACGGCAUGGGGAUUCAAACCAGCGACCUUUCAGUUAGUAACCCAACACUUACCCGCUAGGCUACCUGCCGCCCAGAUGCUGUAAUAUUUUAAAGUACUAUUUUCCUUACUGUAAAACAUUACAGCAUUCCAACUCUAGCACCAGUAUAAUGCUGUACAUUUACAGGGAAAAGUUUUCGUGCAUGACAGCAAUCCAUGCUAUGGUUUAGUUUCCCUGGCACUGUUUCCACAUGCUAUCGUUUUAGCAUUUGUGGUAAAAAUCCCAUUUAAGUUAUAGGACCAAUAUUAGCAUUUUUCAUGCAAACUAAGCAUGGAUUGCUGUCAUACACUGUAAAACUUUUCCCUGUGAAUGUACAGCAUUAUACUGGAACCAGAGUUGGGACGCUGUAAUAUGUUUUAUGAUAAGGAAAAUAGCAUCUCUGCUGUAAAGCAAAAUUACAGUAUUAAACUGGCAACUCUGGUGCCAGUGUAAUGCUGUAAAUUUACAGUAAUUCUCCCUGAAAUCUAAAUGUAAGAAAAACCAAUUUGUACAAAAUACGUUUAUUCAAAUUGGUAAAAACAUUUUAAAAAUGUACAAUAGAAGUAACAGUUAACACGUAACCAAAUGAGAGCAUCAUUACAACACAAAUUUUAAAACUAUAUUGUGUGUCUGGUUGUGGGGAGAAAGACGAGCUGAGAGCUGAGUGAUCCAAUCACACAGGGUUGUGACAGCUAAGGAGGAAGGACACUGUGUCCUGGUGUUGUUGCCUUUCAUGCUCUCCCCAUUAAGUAGACUAUCACAGUGGCAUCUAGAUGGAUACCAAUAUUAGUUAUUUCUUGAGUAGGUGGCUAUCCUACUUGAAACUAUAAUCCUGGGAGGGAAAAGGUUGGCCAUGCUACCUAGGUCGGGAGGCCCCUCGAUACAAAACCGGUGCAUGGGUUAUUCGCAGCGGCUUUAGUGGUUUGCGAGUAGUUUAGCGGCUCAUGCCGUGGUUGCUCCGGUGAUUUACCACAGCCACAAAGUCAAUUAUGGCUAAACCCUGUCUAAUUCUACAAUGUAUCUUCUUAAAAUCACAUUUUAAACCUAACCCUCACUGAAACUUAUGCCUAACCUUUUAAGACCAAAAAGCACAUUUUUGUUUGCAUGAAUUUUUACAAUGGUAUCUAGUGACAAUCAUCUUUUGAACCGCUAGAAACAAGCAAUUUUCUCUCUAGUCAUGGUAAAAACAUAACGGUCACGAAUCGGCGCUCAGUUUAUUCUGCACUCAGAGGCUGCAGUACAGGCAGCAAAGCCUACUAUCACAACAGUUAACGUAAACUCGUACAUCGCCUUGGUCCGUACAAUUGCCCUUAUUUUAGCGCCCCAAAAACGUAAUACUUCCAGAUCAAUACCAUUGUAAAGCACAAUUUCGCCCCUUUCCAACAGAAUCAUGUACAUGACCUAAACGCUGCCCGUUUCUGCAUAAUUCAAGCAGGCAAUGAGCCCCGUCGGGUCUUUUUAAAAAUGGAGGUGGGGAAGGUGGGGAAGCAAAACUAAUGCGUGAUAGAAGGAGAGAUGUUUGGGAAGUUUGCUUUUUUUCCACUCGAUCUGUCCAACUUAUCACCUUAUCGCCUCUAAAAUGUAAAUAAAACACUAUAAAGAGUUUAUAUAACGUGUCAUUACAUACCUAUUUGAAGGUUUGUGUCGAAUAUGAAUCGGGUUUUUAGGGCGGUGCUAGGGUGAUCUUAGAAGUAGACAGCGGCUUUGGGAAUGAUGACGCAAAAAAUGACUCCUUACCCCCGUCACUGUCCAAUUCUUGUUUUUAAACGAUGAGAGAAGUGCUACACCUGGUGGAGAGAGAUUGUAAGACAGAAAUAGUUGCUUUAUGCGUGCUGUACGUUACGACAUGACACGCCACGAUGUAACGGAUGGUCAGUUUUUUUCAACUUUUCUCCAAUACUAUGGAGCCAUUACCAUGUCGAUCAACGCUUGAAUAGAAACCUAGUUCACACCCCCAAUUUUGAAGUCAACACAGUCGCUACAGUCCCAUUAGUUUUCUUUGUAGCCUCGUUUGCAUGUUGCGGUUGCGCACAUUUGUACGGAAUGGGGUGAGUUUACCUUAUCUGGGUGAUUUUUUUUUUUUCCUACAUCGCACAGCAAGAUAUUUACAAGCGAUUUAGAGCAGACGGAAAUGGCUAGAGCAGACCGAAAGAGCUAGAGCAGACCUAAAGAGCUAGCUAGGUUAGCUAAGAAAAUAUGCAGUAAUUCAAUGUUGGCUAACAAUAAAAAUACUUAACAAGUCAAGGUAUCAACCCAGCAGCUGCUGAAAAUAUUCUUCCACUUCAAGAUUUACUAAAAUAGUCUGAGCUUUAUGUGUCUUGGAAGGAGGCUUCCGAUUACAGUUAAUACCAGUAUUUUUAUGCAUUUUACCCAUAAUGCAUUGCAAUCUACAGCAUUAAUGCUGUAAAACACAUUUAUGGUAUUUUACUGUGCAUUCUAGUGUUUUACUGUUGAAAUUACAGAAAAGUCUUAGUGUACCUUACAGCUGUGACGACCCACCGUCUGCCGAAUUCUCUCUGCUCUCGUUUUCCCUAAUAGGAUGUCAGUGGGCGGAGCCGGGAGGGUCGUCAGCGAAAUGGGACACACCUGGGCUAGGGUGUGUCCCAGGGAUAAAUUACACCUUACCCCCAUUCAUUUAGACUCUGUGCAGACACUUAUUUUUGUUUGCUUUGGCACUGCAACACCCCUCAUCACCAUCUAUGCAUUUAACCACUCACUUACACUACUGAAUACUGACUACACACACACCAUGUUAAUUGUAUAUAGUUUACUUAAGUUAAUAUAUUUUUGUUAUUCCUUAUCUCCAUGUCUGUUACGUGCUACGAGCCAGUUCAUGACACAGCACAGGUGUCAAACUAAUGCCACGGAGGGCCAAGUGGCUGCAGGUUCACUCCUACCCUGUACUUGAUUGAUAAAUGGUCACUAAUUAGUAAGGAACUCCCCACACUGGGUUGUCUAGGGCUAAAUGAAAGGCAAAACCAAAAACCUGAAGACACUAGGCCCUGCAUGGAGUGAGUUGACACCCCUGGAUUAUAGGUUAAGGAAACUAAUGUGUAAUUUAGCUGAACUAUCCCUUUAAAACAGAUUAUGUUCUUUAGAUCUUGUAUAGUGAUAUUGAUCAACCUAACAAUUUAACAUAGAAAUCAAAGUAGAUGACACAAUGUGAACCAAAGUACCUCCACUUCAUGAAAUGGUUCUUCUACUUCAUUUGACAAACAUUAUAUAAAAAUACAAUCUUAUAUUCAUUAAAGGCACACAAUCAACAUACAGUAUAAAGUACUAGUUUCAUUAAAGCUUUACUAAUGUCCAAAAUACACACAUUUUGAUUAGUGCAACAGCCAAGCCAAAAUACUUAAUAAUCAAGUAUAAUACCCUGGAAUAGUUCAGCAGUAUUGCACGCUGACAUUGAAGUCUUUCACUUCACAAUCAUUCCCUCCACCAUUGAAGUGCAUGUAUGCCUAAUUUGUUUAUACUUACAAUAUGAUGAAAUAAAUUGGUUGACAGAGAUCCUGGGUAAGGCCUCAGAUCCACGAGGGACACAGAAAAAGAUUGAGAAGUAAAAGGCAUUUAGCAUAUGCAACUUUUUGAGAUCUGGUAGAAUUGGAUAGGUGUCCCACAAUGACAUAAAUUCCACAUGGCCUUUCAGACCAGAUGGAGCAAGAUUCAACGUUUAUUUGCCACGUGCACAGGAGUAAAACAGUACUGUGUACUACCAUAUUGCGGUACCUAUCCAAUCCUCUCUGAUCUACACAAGCGCCUAGGCCAGUGUUUCCCAAAUUCAGUCCUUGAGUACCACCAACAGCACAUAUUUUAGUUGUGGUCCCAGACAAACUCACCUGCUUCAACUCAUUGAGUGCUUGAUGAUUAGUUGACAAAUUUUAUCAGGUGUGCUUGUCCGGGGCUACAACAAAAAUGUGUGCUGUUGGGGGUACUCGAGGACUUGAGUUGGGAAACACUGGCCUAGAGGGUAUGGGCAAUUUUAACCAGCCCAUUGACUCAGCUCUCACUAGGACCCCAGACAGCAUGCAAAUAAAAAUGGGAAUAUAUACAGUACCAAUCAAAAGUUUGGACACCUAGUCAUUCAAGUGUUUUUCUUAAUUUUGUACUAUUUUCUACUUUGUAGAAUAGUGACGACAUCAAAACUAUGAAAUAACACAUGGAAUCAUGUAGCAACCCCAAAAAGUGUUAAACAAAUCAAAAUAUAUUUUAUAUUUCAGAUUCUUGAAAUGAACCACCCCCUGUGUACUGUGUGGAAAGCACAGUACACAGUAUCUAGUGCCCCACCGAAGAGAACCAGGACCCAGUUUUAAUAAGGAAUUGACAACACUGCACUAACGGACAGUGUGUGUAGCAGAAUAACAGAGACAGGGUGUCCUUCUUUUCCUGUUUGUGCUGAGAAGUAGUAGUGGCUUCCUAGUUCUGUCAGGGAUGUGGUCCGUCACUGGACUGAGAAUAGAUAUGCAGAAAGCUCACAACAAAUCUUUGUCUCAUUUUUAUUAGACUUAUAUAGAAGGAUAUUUCAUAUGUGACAUGAUUACAAUCAAGGUAAUAUAAUAAAAUAGAUUUAUGGUUUGUUUUGGCAGCAAAGGGUAACCUUGGCCAGAUGUUGGCAUAGAGUAAGUUGUAAAGCACCUGAACUUAUCCUUCGCUGUACAUAUUGCCAGUGGUGUAAAGUACUUAAGUAGUACUUUAAAGUAUUUUUUACUUUUUAUUCUUUUGCCUAUUUUUACUUCACUACAUUCCCUGACACCCAAAAGUUAUAUUUUGAUAGGAAAAUGGUCCAAUUCACACACUUAUCAAGAGAACAUCCCUGGUCAUCCCUACUGCCUCUGAUCUGGCAGACUCACUAAACACACUUAUCAUGAGAACAUCCCUGGUCAUCCCUACUGCCUCUGAUCUGGCAGACUCACUAAACACACUUAUCAAGAGAACAUCCCUGGUCAUCCCUACUGCCUCUGAUCUGGCAGACUCACUAAACACACUUAUCAAGAGAACAUCCCUGGUCAUCCCUACUGCCUCUGAUCUGGCAGACUCACUAAACACACUUAUCAAGAGAACAUCCCUGGUCAUCCCUACUGCCUCUGAUCUGGCAGACUCACUAAACACACUUAUCAAGAGAACAUCCCUGGUCAUCCCUACUGCCUCUGAUCUGGGAGACUCACUAAACACAAACUGAUCAUUUCUAAAUUAUGUCUGAGUGUUGGAGUGUACCCCUGGCUAUCCAUCAAUUUAAAAAUAUAUAUAUGUAAUUGUGCCAUCUGGUUUGCUUCAUAAGGAAUUUGAAAUAGUUUAAACUUUUACUUUGAUACUUAAGUACAUUUUAGCAAUUCCAUGUACUUUUGAUACUUAAGUAUAUUUAAAACCAAAUACAUUUAGACUUUUACUCAAGUAGUAUUUUACUGGGUGACUCACUUUUACUUUAGUAUUUUCUAUUAAGGUAUCUUUACUUUUACUCAAGUAUCAGUACUUUUUCCACCACUGCAUAUUGCCGGUGUAGGGAGUAUGAUAUAUGUGGGAGAUUCUUAAUGAGGACACAAGGUGGUCAAGUCUACAUCCUUGUAGAGGAAUCUCAUUUCCAAGUCAGCAGGGCAUUUUCCAGAUGUAAAUAAUAAAAUGGUUCCACUUUACAA